AUGAUAAGCAUUAGUUUCUGGGAAACCGAGCGGAAGUCGUCUCUUUUCAAUCGUAGCGGUCUCCACUCCCGCGAGGAGUUGGUAGCAUUGCUUCCACGGGUGAUUGCGUUGCUGGGCGAUGGAAGCGGUUCUGGUGAUGCUUUGAAUUCAUUUAUGAGUUUCGUAACAUCGCUUCUUAGUGCUUGCAGCCUUUGGGAUUCUCAUUCAGCGCACGGUGCUGUUGAGCCUCUAGGAGCAGCUCGUUUCGAUGUGACACCAGACAAUGAGCGUAUUUUUCGUUUGGACGCUGAACGUACUUUCAUAUCGGAUGAGAACCGUGGCACUCUCUGUCGCAACCUUCAAGAGGUUUUCGCCCACGUCGGUGACUACCACCAGGGUGAAGGUUUUGUUGUCGCUUUUCUAUCAUUGUUUUUAUCUACCCAAGACGUUGUUCGUUUAAUAGUUCACCUACAUGAGAACCAGAUGCGUGGUUACUUUUCAUGUAUGCCAGAGGCAUAUGUACGUGAUGCUAGGGUGUUAAUGAAGUUAUUGGAAGAGCGUAACUGGAAGCUGUAUGAGCAUAUGGAUGGUUUGUUGAUGCCGGAGACCUUCUGUUCGAAAUGGUUCAUCGGUAUGAACGUGCACGUACUCCCCUUUACCCAUGUGGUGACCUACAUGGAGCGUGUAAUGUCACGUGGUGAAUCAUAUAUCUUCAGUUUCGGUCUUGCGUUUUUACUCUUCCAUGCGGACGCGAUAUUAUCAUGCACUGAUGUGUCACAUAUUCUACAACUUCUCCGUUUGGAUGAGGCUGUGAUGCCUGAAGAGUCUGAACGUGAAUCGAUAUAUACCGGUAUUUUGCGUCUGGCAGACGAGACCGAGGUGGAGAAUGAGAAACUUGCUCAAUUGCGGCAUGACGUUGAAGCUGACUUAGCUAAGCAGAAGGAGGAGCGAGAACGUCGUAUGAAAGAGAUGGAGGACACUGAUGACGAGAUCGUUUUCUCUGAUGAGGAGUGA
Babesia sp. Xinjiang is the source of this 993-nucleotide messenger RNA. RefSeq lists its product as uncharacterized. The record is from RefSeq and is a predicted model, not a curated record. The transcript has a single exon. The coding region runs from base 1 to 993 and encodes 330 amino acids. Lineage: Eukaryota; Apicomplexa; Aconoidasida; Piroplasmida; Babesiidae.